Molecule: messenger RNA, 8394 nt
Organism: Gekko japonicus
Lineage: Eukaryota; Metazoa; Chordata; Lepidosauria; Squamata; Gekkonidae
Gene: PDZD2
Product: PDZ domain containing 2
Exons: 25
Coding region: 1-8028 (2675 amino acids)
Molecular function (GO): protein binding
Source: RefSeq, a predicted model, not a curated record
AUGCCCAUCACGCCAGAGAAUGCGGUGCUAUUUCUUCCCAUCCUUUAUCGAUGGCUGCAGAAUCAUUUGAAGGAGGAGGUGGAAGAGCCAGAACAGAGACUUUGCCGUUCCGCCAUCAAGAAGCUGAGGGAGUACAUCCUCUUGAACUUCUCGGUGGAGGAAGGCAUACUUCAACAUGGUACGAACCCUGUGGACAUGGAGAUCUGUGCUGUGUACCUUACCAAGGAUCCAGGAAACGCGGAAUCCCUUGGCCUAAGUUUUGGGAAUAUUCCUGCUCUGGGGGACUAUGGAGAAAAGCGGAGAGCGGGGAAAAAAAGGAAGGGGCUUAAAGGCCCGGUACUUGACGUUGGAAGCAUCUGGGUCACCGACUUAAAGAAAAACAGCCCAGCGGGGAAAUGUGGAAAGGUGCGCUUGAGAGAUGAGAUCCUUUCACUGAAUGGGCAGUUGAUGGUCGGAGUGGAUAUCAGUGGUGCGAGCUACCUUGCUGACCAGUGCUGGAAUGGCGGCUUCAUCUACCUGAUCAUGUUGCGUCGCAUCAAGCGCAAGGCCCCCCUUCCUCCGUCGAACGGCAACAACAGCAACAGCAGCGAAAUCAAAGCCAGGCCCACCUCCGAGCCCAGUGGGAAAGCCUCCCAAAAUGGCAAAAGGACCAGAAAGUUUGGGGUCAUCACCAGAACAUCCUCCGGUGGCAAGGAGGCAAAGGGCAGCAAAGGCAGCCCCAGGACUGACCGCGAGAACGGACACUGCGCCCUCAUGGAAGUGGGCGGGAUACCGCCGGAGACAUCCAAAACGGAAAGCAAGGUGGAGAACCCGCUUCCGAGAGUAGACUCUCCUUUUCCAGCAGGACAGUACAGAGCUCGGCUUUCGGAUGGAGGGAUUCUGGACCUAAACGCAAGCGAGCUGUCCCUGCAGCGAGAAGGCUGCCGGAUAUGGAAGAUGACCAUGAUGAAGGGGGCAGACGGGCUGGGAAUCCAGAUCACCGGUGGUCGAGGGUCAAGGCGCUCUCCGCAUGCCAUCAUAAUUGCACGGGUGGAAGAAGGAGGCUCUGCGCACAGGGAUGGUAGACUGAAAGUGGGCGAUGAGCUCCUAAUGAUCAACGGUCAGUCUUUGGUUGGCCUCUCCCAUGAAGAGGCUGUUGUUCUUCUUCGGUCCGCCGAAGGCCUCGUAUACCUGGUAGUUGCAAGCAGGGAUGGGGCAGAAGAGGAUUUUCUCAAUUACCCAUCGACAAGUUUGCCAGACUUAAUUAGCACCUGCUCUGUUCAAGAUUCGACUCCCUGGACUGAGAAUAAAGAGAAUGAAGAGCCGGAGGAGGAGGAGGAGGUCAAAGGAAAGACUCUCGUUCCAGAAGUCCAGGAACCUGACUGGGAUAUGCCAGAUACGGAUAAAUCUCCAGAUCCGGCUUGCGCUGAGGGCUCCAAAGAAAACUGCCAAAGUCCAACUCUGGGAGGUGGUAUUUUGAAGUACAGGAGUCGAUCGCAAGGGGCAGCAACUCGUUUAGAAUCCGUGGGAGAAGAUGACGAGUUGACAGUGGAAAAUGGAGAUGUGAGUUAUGAAAUAGCCAUGAAAUAUUCCCGGGGAGGGAGAAAACAUUCUCUGCCACAGCAUCUGGACACAGGCACCAGGCAGGAGUACCAAAUUGUUAAAAAAUCAACCCGGUCACUGAGUGCAGCUCAGGUAGAAUAUCCCUGGCGCCUGACUCAGCCAUCGAUUAUUUCCAACAUCGUCCUGAUGAAAGGUCAAGGCAAGGGUCUUGGAUUCAGCAUUGUGGGAGGGCAGGACUCUGCUCGGGGACGCAUGGGCAUUUUUGUGAAGACGAUUUUCCCGACUGGAGCCGCCGCCGCCGAUGGAAGACUUAAAGAAGGGGACGAACUCCUGGAAGUGAAUGGGGAAUCUUUACAGGGGCUGACCCAUCAGGAGGCCAUUCAGACAUUCAAGCAACUCAAGAAAGGCGUGGUGACCCUCACGGUACGGACCAGACUUCGUAGCCCCAGCCUCACCCCAUGUCCAACUCCUACGUUGCUGAGCCGGUCCAGUUCCCCAAGUUCCAGCGGAGGAGCCCCUUUACCCAGCUCCGAAGAUGUUGAUGUUUCCUCCUCAAGUCGUAAGGGGCCGGGUCCAAAGGACAGGAUUGUCAUGGAUGUGACCCUCAAUAAAGAACCAGGUGUCGGGCUGGGUAUCGGUGCUUGCUGCCUGACGCUGGAGAACAGCUUACCGGGUAUCUACAUUCACAGUUUGGCCCCGGGAUCUGUGGCUAAGAUGGACGGAAGGUUAAGCCGCGGUGAUCAGAUCCUGGAAGCCGAUUCGGUCAGCUUGCGACAUGCAGCUCUGAGCGAAGCCUACGCCAUUUUGAGCGAAUGUGGUCCGGGCCCAGUCAGCCUUAUCAUCAGCCGCCAUCCCAAUCCGAAGGUUUCUGAACAGGAGAUGGAUGAAGCCAUUGCGCGCACCACUCAGCGAGAAAGCAAGGAUGUCCCGUCCUCUCAAGUCACAGGGAAUCUGCCCAAAAGCCCAUCCCCAAGUGUGAAGUCCAAACAGAGCGAAGCCUCUUCCCCUCUGAGCUGGACAAUGAAACGCUUCUUGGAGCCAGGGUCCGUCAAUUCUGAAUCGGAGCUUUCCCAGUACUUCUUGCAGGAUGGGGCUGGCCAUUUGUCGCUUUCGGAGACGACGAUAACGGGCUCCAGCGACGAGGAGCAGCUGCGUCCCAAGAGCGGGAGCAGCUCCCUGGACGAGAGUUUCCCUUCUCCUGGCACUCCAACUACCAAAGAAUCAGGCCUCUGCGAUUCGCCCGCUCGUGGAAACUCACCAGCUCUUACGAACAAGCACAGGGAAGCCGUUCGGCAUGUGAGUUUCAGCGAUAGCCCCAAAGGCGGCCGUACUGCGUUCCAGAGGCAGAGGAGGAUUGCUUUCUACGAUGGCGAUGCCAGCGACGAAGAUGACUUUGCCAAGCAAGAUGGUGCUCUGUUCCAGAGAGGACCUAAGCCUAAAGGCCAGAAGAAGGCAGAGGGCAACUGUGAGGUCAUCACGGCCACUGGUCCGACAGAAGGUGUCGAUGCAAACCGGGAGAAAGGAUUUUCAGCGGAUAGCCACCAUGCGUCAACUGCGGGCAUCUUCAGGGAUUCAGUGGAGAGUGCCAAGGAGUCCCCGGUCAAAUCACUGGAUCCCUCGCAUCAUGCGCCAGAGCAUCACCUGAGCUUGAAGGACUACCGAGAGGCACAGCUGGAAUCUAAGAGGUCCCCUAAACUGGAGCACAAAGCAGUCACUAGAGUUAAAAGCCUCAUGAGCAUCGAGUACCAUGGGGUCCCGAGGCCGAAGAACGAAGAACAUGGCCCUUGCCAUAAGCCCGUUGGGAGGGCGCUCCCGAAUAUCUGGAGGAGCGAGGCACAGGAGAGUCCCCUCGGGCUGAGCCGUAUGGAGGUGGUUACCCUGACUCGGAAUGAAAAGGAGUCCUUUGGCCUGGAUCUGGAGAUCCAUGCCACUCCCUUGCGGGUCGUGAUAACUGGGUUGCGCCCUGGUGGAGCAGCUGAAAGGGCAUCUAUGGGAAAGAUGACUGCUGGAGAUGAGAUCCUUUCCAUCAAUGGCAUCCCAAUUCACGAAUUCACCUAUGAUGAUGUCUGUCAAUACGUACGGUGUCUCCCCACAUCUAUCAUGCUACAUGUGCAGAGGCCUGUUUCUGCUCUGAGCAGGCUCACAAAUCUCAUUGCGUCUUCAGAAGCAGAGGAGAUGGUUCAACAGGAUCCGACCGACAUUCUCAUGAUUGACGAAGAAACCAGCUUUGCCCGUCAUAAAGAACUUUCGCAUGGGGACAAUCUGGAUUAUGCAUCAGGAAGGGCAGCGCCACCAUCUGAUGCCAAGACCAAGGAGCAACCAACAGAUGCCUUCGCAACCGGCUGUGCCACGGAUAGCACUGUGGUUCCAGUUGCUGAUACAGAUGACUUCCUUGGCAAAUGCAAUUUGUUGGAAGAAGACGAUCCCAAGUGUUCAUUAAUUAGGGCCAGAUGCACCAAGGAAGACGCUUCUGGGCUGGCAGAAGAUCAUGGUGCUAAUUCUCGAUCAGAUCUUGUUAAGAAUGACGUGGUUGGAAGGCCACUGAAUUGCACAACGAAUGCAAAAGAAAUCUUGGGGUUUUCUGCCCUAGAUUCCAUUAGCCCCAGCAAGGUUUUCACUGUGAAUCAAACCCGCUUGAGUAACUAUUCCAGGAAUUUUAGCAAUUUAAAUGAAGAUGCUUUGGCUGGAAUGGAAAUCGAGGACAGCGAGGUUUCAGAAUCUAUGUACGCGGCUGCAGACGAUUCCAGCUCAGAUACAGAAUCUGUUGUGGAAGCUCCUGGUCUUUUGGGUGGUUCUUCUCGUGACGAUCCCUUGGAGACACAUAAUACUACUGAGUCAGAUGAGGAGCAGAUUGAAAUUUGCUGUUUGAAUAACGAGCAACAACAUUUUACUCAGCGGCUCCCAUCUACUACAAAAGUAUUUCAUCACCCAACUGAAUGCAGUCCUUCGGACCAGGUUUUACCAGCAGAAAGCAUGGCAGAAAUCAGUGCCCCGGAAAUAUCCAAUGGGAAACCCCCCUUGGAAGAGCCACAGUCUCCAAGCUCCAAUGCACAACAUGCCGCUCCAUCCACUGCCUUUCAUUCUCCUUCUCAGGUUUCUCCGCCAGGUAUAGAUAGGUCAAACCAUGCGCUGGAUAACCAUGCAAUUGACUCUUCCCGUGACAAUGUUGCCUUAAGGAAACAAGGGGGGAUAAGCCAAGAGAGGCUUACGGAAACACGCGAGACUCCUAAACAUAAUGCUCAAGAGGCACAUUUGUGCAUGGCAAAAAAUGUCAAUGGUUGGGACAGUAGGUUUGUCAACCAUAAUACAACGCCAAAGUCAAAUACAGAAAAUGAUUUUGGAACAGAUUAUGGCAAACACUCAGCCGGUUCUCAUUCUACUUUGACAAAAAGGGGAACUGGUGAUUCAACCCAGUUGAGUAAACCAGAGACCAGUCUUAUAGAUUGUGCAUCACAAAGAAUGGGGCAUGUCCCCAAAUCACCCCUCCUGACAAAAUCAAAAGAUCUGAGUAAAGCCACUGUUCCUCAUGACUUACCAGGGAAAAACGAAAAAGCCAGCGCAGUUCCCGCAUCAAAAUGUUCAAAUGCAAAGAUUCAAAGUUCUUCCAAUCAGUGCAAAGGCCUUUCAGUCCCAUGCAGUCCAUCCUCUUCCAAAAAACUGCCUCAGGAAACUCGAGGGAUUCCCCAGAAGAGUAUUGUGGAAACUCUCUCGAAUAACCUGCGAAACAAACCAGGGCCAAAGUUAAAGGGCCUUACGAUUAAAAGUAAAGCCAAGGCAAAUCCAGAUGCCGCCGGUGCUCUUCCCGCCAAAGGUGGUGGCACUGAUCAGAAAAAACCUUCCCUUCCUGCCCAGCUGUCACCCAGGCUCCUUACAAAGAAGGUCACGGCACUCCGUAAUUUAGCCGCACAUUUGGAACCGCAUGUCAGGAACCUGGCCUCAGGCUCCAGGGCCCUUCAGGAGGAGGGAGAGAUGGCAAAUAAGUCCUCUUCAGCAGUGCCUCAGGAAUCACUCUUGGCCGUGCCGAGUGGUGAGAACACCGCUGUGAAGAACAACAAAGAUAAAUCCAUUAACCAUUUGGAACUGAGCAACGCAGAGGAACAGAAACAGUUGCCAGUUCCAAUUCAGGUGGUCACAAAUAACGAAAAGGCAGAGGACGCUGAUACUGAUGACUACCAAACUAGAGAAGGUCCAGCCCUGAUGAACGCGCCUUCCAAAAUGACAACCAAGAGCAACUACACGAGUGACCAAACUGAAAACCAUGGAAUGGGUGAGAGUCCGCCAAAUCCCAAUGGAUGUGAAAUUAGCCCCCUAGGAACUUACAGUGCCGGGUCUUCUAAAACAGAGUCUUCCAGUCUUCUUCAGUCACAAACUCAGCAGGAGCAAUCAGGUCAAGAAAUUCAACGCAGUUUCAUCGAGGUGAGACUCUCUCCCUCUCCCUUCACAUCAACCUCAUUGAUUCUGCAGGAGUCCCCAGAGAAGGAAGACGGUACCAAUAAGAAGAUCGACCAACUAGAGCGUGGGGUGCACAAUUCCAUGCGGAACGCCUUUGAGGAAGAAACCAUACACAGUGCAUUAAAACCUGUGACAAGGACGUACUCAAUGCCCACUCAGCUAUCGAAUCAUUUUAGAGAGGAGAGUGGCAUCAUGAAUGUGCCAGCCCAUCACGUUCAGGCUAUCCUGGGCAACCCUUCAGGUGAAAAGUACUCUCAUUCGGAGAUAGGUGUGCUGAAAAUUGUCCAUCUCAAUCUGAUGAAUGGCCGGAGCACCCAAGGUGGCAAAGAGGCACUCAACAGUAUCCCAAAACCAAACACUCAGGAACUGCCGUUGACCAACGACAACAGCAAUCGCAUUACGGACAAAUUAAGGACGUGCAGGAGGAAUUAUUACUAUUACGAACUCAACUGGCCGCAUGACCCCGUUUCGUCUUUCUCCGUGAAACAGAGAAUCAAAUCUUUCGAGAACCUGGCCAGUUUGGACAGGCCUAUAGUGAAAGCCAUUGACAUACAUUCCACUGCUCUCAAUUCUAAGCUCCCCAUUGGUCGGAGGCUGUCCGGCGGCGUUUCUGCGGUUUCGGCCACCAGUGUCAAUGACGCGGUUCAGGCACUGAGACGAAGCCUGAGCUCCUACUGUGAAAGUGAAGGCCCGGCCUCCUCACGGAUGACAAAAUCCUCAACCACCCCAAUGUUAACCCAUCUGCAGCAGAAUUCUACGGAGAACAACAUCCCAGAUGGCACUCCCUGGGAGGACAGUAAACGAGAUGGUGCUUUGGGAGGUCCAACCAGUUUGCAACCAUCUACUCCCAUCUCCCGAAGAAGCAGGGCCUCGGGAGGGCACAUCAGACACACACCCUUAUCCCGUUCCAAGAUCCGGGAGCUCAGGGCUUUGAGCAUGCCUGAUCUCGACAAGCUGUGCAGCGAGGACUUCUCCGUGGAAUCCGACUCUCCCCAUUUCCAGAGCGAGCUGGAAAUCGCGCCUGCAACGCGGCCUCUUGGCCUUCCUGUCGAAAGCGCUUCCAGCCUGAAUGAAUGCAUGGAGCUCUCCAGCCUCGGGAUGACAAACAGACAGCGUUCAAAAGAAAGCAGUCCCUGGACCAGUGGCUCUGGCACUCCUGGGUCAGCAUCGGAUGAGGAACUACUGCAGCAUGAAGCUUCCCUAAACAAAAUGCACUUGGGGAAGAGCUGGUCCAUCAGCUUGGAUGAACUCUUGGUCUCCACUCUGGACCAGCAGAAACUGCAAUCUGUUUUGUCUUCAGUGACAACCAAGUGUGAUUUUUCUUCUUUACUCCAGGAGGCCAGAGCCCAAGCAGAGCGCAAAGAAGAUGUUUAUUUUGUAGUCUUAAAUAAAGAGGAAGGAUCUGGCCUGGGCUUCAGCGUUGCUGGAGGAGUAGACCUGGAACAGAAAUCAAUCAUCGUCCACCGAGUGUUUUCAAAGGGGGCUGCCUCCCAGGAAGGAACCAUUCAUCGCGGGGACCUCAUCCUUUCGAUCAACGGCGUUUGUCUGGCGGGUUCUGUGCACGGGGAUGUGCUCAACGCCCUCCACCAGGCAAGGCUCCACAAAUACGCCGUCAUCGUCAUCAAGAAGGAGAAAGGCGGAGAAAAGACGUCUUCUUCCCGCCCUGAACUUGCUACUCCUGGCAGGCAGGCCUUGGUGGCAAGGAAGGACGCAACGGUGGAAAGGGGAACAGGUCCAGCUGGAGAGCCGAGUGAUACCCUUUGCAUCGAACUUCUGAAGACUUCUGCUGGCUUGGGGUUCAGUCUGGAGGGAGGAAGAGCGUCUCUUUCUGGAGACCGGCCUUUGCUCGUUAAGAGAAGAUUUAAAGGUGGUGCUGCAGAACAAGCUGGGAAACUGGACGUCGGCGAUGAAAUUCUUGCCAUCGGUGGGAAAUCCCUCCUCGGACUCAUGCAUUACGAUGCCUGGAACAUCAUUAAAUCUGUCCCAGAGGGACCGGUACAAUUGCUUAUCAGAAAGCAUCAGUCUCUAGUAUGACAUGCGCACUAUUGAGAAGUUGAAUGCACCUUUCGAGUGGGUCCUUCCAAGCUUUACGUGUCAGGUAGCUGAUACCUACCUUUCAGAAGCUUCAUAGAGUCAGUGUGUUAGAACGUUCCAAUCGGAAAAGAAAGCACCAAGAUGCAACAAAUCCCUGUCGCUGCUGGUUCCCACCAGGACGGGAGACAUCAAAAGUGCCACAUAUUUUCCCCGCUGGCUAUAUGGACAUCUAAAUCUCCUUUCUCCAGUCCUGGACACCUCCUGAUUCAUCAUCUGCGUGGACAUCAACCGAAGCAAAGUUAUUGGCUGGCUUAAUUCAAGCCAAGCCUCGGCCUUGGAAUAUAUUGUCAGUAUAUAAAGGUCUUG